This is a messenger RNA of Aureobasidium pullulans EXF-150, 2070 nucleotides long. Its product is annotated as alcohol oxidase. The record is from RefSeq and is a predicted model, not a curated record. The transcript has 3 exons. Lineage: Eukaryota; Fungi; Ascomycota; Dothideomycetes; Dothideales; Saccotheciaceae. Gene Ontology annotation, molecular function: flavin adenine dinucleotide binding; oxidoreductase activity, acting on CH-OH group of donors. Bases 141 to 1916 code for a protein of 591 amino acids.
AAUCACUGUAAAUGCUAUUUCCUGCCUGAAAGCUCAAAAGCAUAAGUAGACUCUCCCCUGCUGGCUGGCAGGCAAUCACUCCUUCCAAACCACUUCUUUCUGUUUGUUCUUCUUCAGUUUUCCCCAGAGCUUAUCAAACCAUGUUGGGUCGACUCGCUACCCUCGCGCUCGUUUCGACUGCUUUUGCUAUCCCCAAUACUCUGCCCAAAUCCACGCCUCGUUAUGAUUACAUUAUUGUGGGUGGCGGCACUUCCGGUUUGGUCAUUGCCAAUCGAUUGAGCGAAGAUCCGACCGUCUCUGUUGCUGUUAUUGAGGCUGGCGAUCAAGUCUUCAACAACACGAACGUUACCAGCGCAUCCGGCUAUGGCAAGGCCUUUGGUACAGAAAUCGAUUGGGCAUACGAGAGCGAAGCUCAGGUGUAUGCCGGCAACAAGACUCAGAUCUUGAGAGCUGGUAAGGCGCUGGGAGGUACCAGCACCAUCAAUGGCAUGACUUACAUGCGUGCCGAGAGCAGCCAGAUCGACAGCUGGAAGAAGGUCGGAAACAACAUCACGUGGAACUCCCUGCUGCCAUACUACAAGAAGAGCGAAUACUUCGAAUACCCUACCGAGGCCCAAGUCUCGAUGGGCGCAUCCUACUUGCCCGAAUACCACGGUACCGAAGGCCCGUUGGCUGUCAGCUGGCCCACUGAGAUGGUCGGCAACAACUUCUCAAGCAUGCUCAAUGCCACAUUCAAGGCCAUGAAGCUGCCUUGGAACGGAGAAGCGAACAGCGGAUCCAUGCGCGGAUACAACGUCUUCCCCAAGACAUUCGACAGAUCAUUGGAUCUUCGUGAGGACGCCGCUCGUGCUUAUUACUACCCUUUCACCACAAGACCCAACCUUGACGUUUACCUCAACUCUUUCGCACAACGUCUGACUUGGUCUAAUGACAACUCUUCGGUCGCUUUUGCCAAUGGUGUUGUCUUCACCGACAAGUCUGGUGCCGAGCAGAGCCUACUUGCUACCAAGGAAGUCGUUUUGUCUGCCGGAUCUUUGAGAUCUCCUCUUCUGCUUGAACUCUCGGGUGUCGGUAACCCUGCCGUGCUUGAAAACCUCGGCAUCGAAGUCAAGGUCCACUCUCCCUUCGUCGGCGAAAACCUCCAGGACCAGACUACCGUUGACACCAACUACGAUGCAACUCAGAAAUUCACCGGCGCUGGUGGCUUUAUCGGAUACUUCAAUGCUACCGACGUCUGGGGCAACAGCACUGCAUCAUUCAGCAAGACCAUCAAGGCAUCGCUCGAACAAUACGCCAACAAGACUGUACAAGCAACCGGCGGUAUUACCGACGUCGACACUCUGCUGAAGCUUUUCAACAUCCAGCACGAGCUCAUCUUCGAGGAUGAAGUUGUCAUCUCUGAGAUCAUUGUUAACGCACCCUCAGCCAGCGCUGGCUUGAUCGAGUACUGGGGUCUGAUGCCUUUCUCUCGUGGAAACAUUCACAUCAAGUCUGCCAACGCCUCCGCCCCUGCCUCCAUCAACCCCAACUACUUCCUGCUCGACUAUGACAUCAAGCAACAGAUUGGCACUGCCAGAACUGCCAGAAAGGUCGCCACUACCGCUCCUUUGAGCAACAUCCUUACCUCCGAGACCCUUCCUGGCCUCGACUCCGUCCCUACCAACGCUUCCGACGCCGUCUGGGGUGACUGGUUGAAGUCGGUCUACCGUUCCAACUACCACUACAUCUCUACUGCCGCUAUGAUGUCCAAGGAACUCGGUGGUGUUGUCGACGACAACCACUUGGUCUACGGAACCGCCAACGUUCGCGUUGUCGAUGCUUCUGUGCUCCCCUUCCAGGUGUCUGGCCACUUGACCAGCACUUUGUAUGCUCUUGCCGAGAGAGCUGCUGAUGUUAUCAAGGCUAGCCACCAGUAGAUCUUACAGGCAUGCUAGAUUGACUGCUCGAGGUCACUGAUGCAAUGUCACAUUCUUGUACAAAAAAAUCAUCACAUUUGGAGUUAUAGCGGAACAAACUAGGGAACAUCAUAGACUAUAGAGAUACAAUUAGAACUCGCAUACUUUCAAGCCG